AUGGACUAUGAUACCAAAGACAACGCCUUCCUUGCGGACGGUGGCGCGGACCGCAUCGUCGCUACCUCACAUGACACCGAUCCGCCCACUUCAAGCAUUGACCCGCAAGCGGCAGUGCAAAGUGACGCAUUCCUUUCCAAGCUCACAAAAUGGUGGUCAGACGACGAAGAAGCCACCAUCCGUCGCAAGCUCGACAUACGGAUCGUAGCAACAUCCUUCGUUCUCUACCUCCUCGCCUUGUUGGAUCGCAGUAACAUCGGCAACGCCAAGACGGCAGGCAUGGAAGCCUCGCUCGGGAUGAGCGAUGCACAAUUCCAAUGGCUAUUGACCAUCUUCUACAUUGCCUACAUCAUCUUCCAGUUCCAGGUGCUCGUAUACAAGCUGCUCCCGCCAAGCGUCUGGAUUGCAUUCUGCGUGUUCGUGUGGGGGGUUGCAGGUGUCUGUCAAGCAGCAACGACCAACUGGGCGGGGAUGAUGGUGGCGCGCUUCUUCCUUGCUGUGGCCGAAGCUGGGUACGGCACGGGCUGGGCGCUGUACCUGAGCUUCUUCUACCCGCGCACCGAGAUCGGGGUGCGGUUUGCGUUCUUUGUCUCUGGCGGUGCUAUUUCGGCGGCUGUUGCCGGGUCGAUCGCGUACGGCUUGGUGCAUGCGCACACGUCGUUGGCGACAUGGAGGCUGCUGUUCCUGAUCGAAGGCAUUCCAACGUUACUGAUGGUGCCCGUGGCGUACUUGUUGCUGCCCAACAGCAUUCAGUCUGCAAGUUUCCUCACGGCGCGCGAAAAGCAGAUCGCCGAAGCACGCAUGUUCCGCCCGCCCCCGCCCCAGCCCCCGCCUCCCGACGCCACGGCGCACACAACCGAAGCGCACUGCUGGAUCACCCGCAUCAAACGCCAGAUCAACUGGACCCAGGCCGGGUCGGCGUUUCUGGACCCGACGUCGUACAUCUCGGGAGUGCUGCUGUUUAUCAUCAACGUCGGCUACUCGAGCGUGCCCGUGUACGUGCCUACGCUGGUUGCAGAGAUGGGCUUCGGCAGCAUCAAGGCGCAGGGGCUAUCGGCGCCGCCGUACGUGCUGGCGUUUCUCGUAUCGCUGCUUGCGUGCUGGUUGACGGACCGGUGGCAGAUCCGCGGGCCCGCGUGUACGCUGCUCCUGCUCGUCGGCGCAGUAGGCUACCUGAUGCUCGCAUGCCUCCGUUCCACCGCCGCACGCUACAUCGGCGUCUGGCUCAUCAUCAACGGCCUGUUCCCCUUCAUCCCGAUCCUCUACAUGUGGCUCAUGGCCAACCAGGCCAGCAGCGAGUCGAAACGCGGCCUGGGCCUGGUUAUCUUCGCCACCAUCGGCCAGUGCGGCCCCCUCCUCGGAACGCACCUGUUCCCAGCGAGAGAGAAGCCGUACUAUGUUAAGGGGACUACGGUGAGUGCUGGACUGCUGUUGCUCGGCGUGCUGGUGAGUGCGGCGUGCAGCGUGCAGUUCUGGCGGAUUAACCGGCAGCGUAACCGCGCGGAUGCGCUGGCGAGCGUGCCCGGCGAUGUGGCUAGUGCGGGCGAGGUCGAUGAGGAGAAAGCUGCGGCUGGUGAGCUAGGGCAAGGGCAGGGAAGAUUGCGUGAGGCGGAUAGGAGGAAGAUCGAUGUGCUGCUGCACGGCGAACAGUCUCGUUACUUCCGUUACACCAUUUAG
Messenger RNA from Sporisorium graminicola, 1677 nucleotides. RefSeq lists its product as uncharacterized. Gene Ontology annotation, biological process: transmembrane transport. The coding region runs from base 1 to 1677 and encodes 558 amino acids. Gene Ontology annotation, molecular function: transmembrane transporter activity. Gene Ontology annotation, cellular component: membrane. The transcript has a single exon. The record is from RefSeq and is a predicted model, not a curated record. NCBI's taxonomy places the organism in Eukaryota, Fungi, Basidiomycota, Ustilaginomycetes, Ustilaginales, Ustilaginaceae.